CGGGUUAUUACGGUAAAGGCCUCCGGUCUGCGGACCACGCCCCCUCAGCUCAGACACUGUCCAUCCCAGAGACACAGAGCUGUCUCACUCCAAACUGUCCUCCUGUUGCUGUGACUGACCCAAGACACAACUGACAGGAGGUUAGGGAUCGGUUAACUUUGAAGAUCUUCCUAAGAUGUUGCCGCAGCACCUGAAACAGAUCCGAGUCCUGAUGCUGAACGGCAAAGAGAAUUUAGAGAGGACCCUGUUCAGACUUGAGCAAGGUUUCGAGCUCCAGUUCCGCCUCGGUCCGAGCCUACAGGGGAGGAGGGUCAGGGUGCACACCAACUAUCCACUUGAAGGACAGAAGUUUGAACGAAACAACUUCCGUGUUUUGGCGUGGAGCUACCCAACAGGAAGAGAGGAUGACUCUGAUAAGUACUGCUCUCUGGACCUCAAGAUCGCCGGGUCCUAUCAGUACUACUUUGGAUAUGGAGACCAAGAGCGGUCAGGAGGAGGAUACAUCGUGGUCGACCCAGUCCUUCAUGUCGGAACAGACAGUCACGUCCUCCCGUUAGACUGCAUCACUAUCCAGACCUACCUGUCCAAAUGUCUGGGACACUUAGAUGACUGGCCAGAUAGACUGAGAGUAACCAAGGAGUCAGGAUACAACAUGAUCCACUUCACGCCUCUGCAGACUCUAGGAGAGUCCAGGUCCUGUUACUCCUUGGCGGACCAGCUGAACUUUAACCCGGAGUUCAGCCCCGACGGUCAGAGCUACAGCUGGGAAGAUGUGGGGGAGCUGGUGGAGAUGUUAAAGAAAGAAUGGAACAUGCUGUGUAUUACAGACGUGGUGUAUAAUCACACUGCUGCUAACAGUGAGUGGAUCAAAGAACAUCCAGAGUGUGGGUACAACCUGGUGAACUCCCCCCACCUGCGACCAGCCUGGGUCUUAGAUAGAGCUAUCUGUCAUUUAACCACCAGAAUAGCAGAGGGACGCUACAAAGCUAAAGGACUACCUGCUGAUAUCACCAAUGAGAGUCAUCUGAAUGCCAUCCGUAGCGUGUUGUGGGAGGACGUGUACCCACAUAUCAAACUGUGGGAGUUCUACCAGGUCAAAGUGGACAAUGCUGUGGAGCAGUUCAGAAUCCUAUUACAAAAUGGCACUAAACCAGACCACAGUAAGACCGGAGAGAAGAAGGGCCUGAGGAUCAUUCAGGACCCCAAAUACCGUCGUUAUGGCAACACAGUGGACAUGGACUCCGCUCUGGAGACCUUUGUACCUCACAGCUCCUCCCCACAGCACAUUGAGGAGUGCUGUGGUUGGCUGAGACAGAAACUGAACGAGCUGAAUGAAGAACAGCACCACAUCAUGCACCAGCAUCAGGAGCAGGCUGCCAGCUGUAUUGUGGGAAACGUAUUGUACGAGCGUCUGGCAGACCACGGCCCCAAACUUGGUCCUGUUAGCAGGAAAGACCCUCUGAUUACCAGGUAUUUCACCUUCCCAUAUCAAGACAUGACUCUGGAGCAGGAGAUGAAGCUGCUGGACCAGCCAGAGAAGAUGUGUCACUUCCUGGCUCACAACGGUUGGGUGAUGGGAGACGAUCCACUGCGCAACUUUGCUGAGCCAGGCUCCAAUGUGUACGUGCGUCGGGAGCUGGUGUGCUGGGGCGACAGCGUCAAACUCCGCUACGGCAACGGGCCUGAGGACUGCCCCUACCUGUGGGCCCACAUGCAGAAAUACACCGAGAUCACAGCCAGAUAUUUCCACGGAGUCAGACUGGACAACUGCCACUCUACGCCGUUACACGUAGCCGAGGCCAUGUUAGAUGCAGCCAGAGCGGUCAGACCCAAUCUGUAUGUGAUAGCUGAACUGUUUACAGGCAGCGAGCUCGUUGACAAUGUGUUUGUGAACCGGCUGGGAAUUAGCAGCCUGAUACGAGAGGCCAUGUCAGCCGGCGACAGCCACGAAGAGGGCCGGCUGGUCUAUCGUUACGGAGGCGAGCCGGUUGGAGCUUGUGUUCAGCCCAGUCUCCGCCCACUGAUGCCCACCAUUGCCCAUGCCAUGUUUCUUGAUGUAACCCAUGACAACGAGUGUCCCAUACAGCUGCGUUCAGCUCUGGAUUCCCUCCCCAGUUCUGCUAUGGUCUCUAUGGCCUGCUGUGCUACUGGUUCCACCAGAGGAUAUGAUGAAUUAGUGCCACAUCAGAUCUCUGUGGUGAAGGAGGAGCGUUUUUACCCCAAGUGGAACCCGUCAGCGCCCCCCACUUCCACUGGUGAGGUUGGACCCCAGACUGGCAUCAUAGCUGGGAAACUGGCACUCAACAAGCUGCACCAGGAACUGGUUUUCCAGGGAUUCUCACAGGUGUUUGUAGACCAGGUUGAUGCGGAUAUUGUUGCAGUUACUCGACACUGUCCCAGCACACACCAGUCUGUGGUGACGGUGUGCAGGACAGCCUUCUGGAACCCCAAAACCCACCAGUACGACACCAACGUCCCACCCAUGUUCAUACCUGGGAAGAUAGAGGAAGUGGUACUGGAGGCGAGGACAGUGGAAAGGCCUGCUGGGAGUUAUAAGAAGGAUGACAAACACAUCAACGGCAUGCCAGAAUACACUGUGGAAAUAAAGGAGCAUAUAUCGUUACAGGAGAGUACAGUGGUGAAGCAAGCUGGAGUGAUAUCUAAAGAUCGAUCAGAGUUUGUGCAGGAGAUCACCUUUCAGAAGUUGACACCUGGCAGCGUCAUCGCCUUCAGGGUUAGUUUGGACCCCAAGGCCCAGAAGUUGGUGGGGGUGUUGAGGUAUUAUCUGACACAGUUCAGCCCAAAAUAUAGGAGAGGCAGUGCAGUAGAUGAUAACCCACCAGAAGCACUGCAGAAACCCCUGGCACAGCUGAUGUCCAAGCUGACGUUAGCAGACCUGAAUGUCCUGCUGUUCCGCUGCGACGCAGAAGAACAAGAAGAUGGUGGAGGCUGCUACAGUAUUCCAGGAUGGGAGAGCUUCAAAUACGCUGGACUACAAGGUCUGAUUUCAGUGCUGGCUGAAAUCCGUCCCAACAAUGACCUGGGCCAUCCUGUGUGUGCUAACCUCAGACAAGGGGACUGGCUGAUCGACUUUGUCUCCAACAGACUGAUACGCAGAGAGGAACCACUGGCACAGGUGGGUCAGUGGUUGGGAGCUAUGUUUGCCUACCUGAAACACAUCCCACGCUACCUCAUCCCCUGUUACUUUGAUGCCAUCCUGGUUUCAACCUACACUACAGCCCUGGACGCAUCUAACAAACUCAUGUCCAGUUUCAUCCAGAACGGCUCCAGCUUUGUUCGCUACCUGGCGCUGGGUUCAGUUCAGAUGUGUGGCGUCGGACACUUGCCCGCCCUCCCUCCCCUUUCUACGAAACUCGAGGACGUUCCCUACCGUGUCAGUCCAAUCACAGGCCAGAAGGAGCAGUGCUGUGUCUCAUUGGCUGCAGGUCUUCCUCAUUUCUCCGCUGGGAUUUUCCGUUGCUGGGGCAGAGAUACUUUCAUCGCUCUCAGAGGACUGAUGCUGCUCACCGGGAGACACACCGAGGCUCGUAACAUCAUCCUGGCCUUUGCGGGAACGUUGCGUCACGGUUUGAUCCCCAACCUGCUGGGCGAGGGUCGCUGUGCUAGAUUCAACUGUCGUGAUGCUGUGUGGUGGUGGCUGCAGUGCAUCCAGGACUAUGCUACCCACGUUCCUCAAGGGCAGGAAAUCCUUCGCUGCCCCGUCACACGCAUGUACCCUACUGAUGACUGUGAACCCAAGACACCUGGAGAGGUGGAGCAGCCUCUGUAUGAUGUGAUCCAGGAGGCUCUGCAGCGCCACCUAGAGGGAAUUUCUUUCAGAGAGAGAAACGCUGGACCCAAGAUAGACAUGCACAUGAAAGAUGAAGGGUUCAACGUGGUCACUAAGGUGGAUCCGGCCACAGGUUUUGUGACUGGAGGAAACCGCUUUAACUGUGGCACAUGGAUGGACAAAAUGGGAGAGAGCGAGAGAGCGAAGAACAAAGGCAUGCCUGCUACCCCAAGAGAUGGAGCGGCGGUGGAGAUAGUCGGUCUCAGUAAGUCAGCUGUUCGCUGGGUCGUGGAGCUCCAUGCCGAAGGACUGUUCCCUUAUGAUGGAGCCAAAGUACACAGAGAUGGUAAAGAAGUGUUCAUCUCGUACUCCCAGUGGAACCAGCAGCUCCAGCAGUCCUUUGAAGCAGGUUACUGGGUGUCUGGCGACCCAAAUGACCCCAAUGAGAAGCACCCUGAUCUGGUGCACAAAAAAGGCAUCUACAAGGACAGCUAUGGAGCCUCCAGCCCCUGGUGUGACUACCAGCUGAGACCCAACUUCACUAUUGCCAUGGUGGUGUCUCCAGAGCUGUUCACAGUGGAGAGAGCCUGGAAGGCUCUGGAGGUGGCUGAGAAGAAACUACUGGGACCACUGGGAAUGAAGACACUUGACCCUGAUGACAUGGUGUACUGCGGUGUCUAUGACAACGCUCUGGACAACGACAACUACAACCUGACAAAAGGCUUCAACUACCACCAAGGACCGGAGUGGCUGUGGCCGGUAGGCUACUUCCUGCGUGCUAAACUCUACUUUGCCAAGAAGCUGGGAGAAGAAACGUACUCUAAAACAGUCACCCUGGUGAAAAAUGUUCUGUCCCGACAUUACACCCACCUGGAGAGGUCUCCAUGGAAGGGCCUGCCAGAGCUGACCAAUGAGAAUGGCCAGUGCUGCCCGUUCAGCUGUGAGACCCAAGCCUGGUCUCUGGCCACUGUGCUGGAGAUCCUCUACGACCUCUAAAUGCCCCCCCCCCCCACCUCCCCCCACCACCCCACCACCCCACCCAGCCCCUGGUGUGAAGCAGAAUCCCUGGGCUGAAGAAGAAGGAGGUCACUUUGAAACACGGAGCUAGCUUUGA
Messenger RNA from Sebastes umbrosus (honeycomb rockfish), 4904 nucleotides. RefSeq names its product amylo-alpha-1, 6-glucosidase, 4-alpha-glucanotransferase a (gene agla). Bases 176 to 4786 code for a protein of 1536 amino acids. Gene Ontology annotation, biological process: glycogen biosynthetic process; glycogen catabolic process. The transcript has 35 exons. Lineage: Eukaryota; Metazoa; Chordata; Actinopteri; Perciformes; Sebastidae. Gene Ontology annotation, molecular function: amylo-alpha-1,6-glucosidase activity; 4-alpha-glucanotransferase activity. The record is from RefSeq and is a predicted model, not a curated record.